GAACGGGAGCAUCUGGGGAAACGGGGAGCUCCGAUUGAAACCAUUAUUUACAUUGAAUAAAAUAAUUCGGUUCUUAUUUCUGCACUGAAUAAAACAGCUCCAAGAUUAUGGCUGUUUACUUUGAUCACCAAAUUGAUGCACCAGACUGUAAUGGGGAGGCGACUCGUACUGCAUGGCACUCCACUCAGCCCCUAUUGGCCGUCGGCUCUGUUAAUCCCGCCUCUGGAGGCUGCAUAGACAUUUACCUGCAACAAGGUGAACAUGUGGAGCUGUGUCAUGUGGAGCGAGCAUAUGCACCAGCACUGCUGCGUUGGCAUCCAACUAAAACGGUGCUGGCUGUUGGCUGGGAGACUGGAGAAACUUUACUACUCACACACCCACAUGGAGAACACACACCACUUCCAAAUAACACACACUCUGCCUGCAUCACACUGCUCGAAUGGAACUGCAACGGAACAAGACUUAUUACUGGAGAUCAGGCAGGGGUUCUGGUUGUGUGGAAGGUGGAUGCAAGAGGGAGACUGAAUGGAACUCACUUGACAAAACAGGCCUACAACAAACCCCUAACCAACUGUAUCUUCAGACAAACACCCCCAAAAGAGGAUGUUGCACAGCUGGCAAAAGCAGCUGUCAGUGGUGAUGAAGAAGCUCUGGAUAAAUUUAAUUGGAAGAAGAGCAGUAAAGGUGGAGUUUGGUCUCCCAGCACACAGGAAGGACUUACCAUCUAUGUCAGCACUGCCGAUGGCUGUGUUUACAGUGUGGAUGACUGUGGGCAGAAUGUGCACUUGCUGACUGUAGAGGGCAGCGUGCAGAAACUCUUCUACUCUGAGCACAGAUCCAUACUUGCUGUGAUUACAAAUGAUCUGCUGCUCUCACAGUUUAACCUUGGACCAGAGGGGGGCACACAGGAGUUCAGCAAGGUGAAGCUGAGUGGGAGAGGUGGACAGAGUGCAGAUAUUGUGUGGACUGAUAGUGGUUUGUUGAUUACAGCAUCAGGAGAAAAUAUCAUCAGGUUGUGGGAUCUGGAGAAAGAUGAUAACUCUGUUUUAUCUCUUGAUGAGAAUAUGGGCUUUGAGAAAGGAGAGUUGCUCAACUGUGUCUCUUACUGCACUGCAAAAAGAGUUCUUGCUGCAGGAACCACUAGGGCACGUGUUGCAAUGUGGCAGAUGGUGACGAUGACCAAUCAAAAAGGAGAUACUAGGACUCAGUGGAAGUUACAAACACCCAUUGAACUACAGGGAAAUAUCACACAGCUGCAGUGGGGAUCGAGUCUGCAGUUGCUGGCUGUGUGUAACAGCAGAACAGUGCUGAUCCUCUCUGAACAUGUGAUGAGUUCCCAUUACAGGCAGCAAGUGGCAGCAGUGCAGCUCUCACCAACGCAGCUCAGCCUGAACUAUUUCAGCUCACACACACUUCUCCAACUUCACACCGACACACAAGUCCGAGCUGUACAGGUCACCAAGGACUCUGUGAUAGCAUGGGAUGGCAGAUCUAUACAUGUGUAUAUGAAUUUGGGACAAAUAAUUCGUAAUACAGCUUCUUUCCAGUGCGAUUCUGCUGCUCUAGCAGUUCAUGAGGAGAACAUUUACACUGUAGAACCAAACCGAGUGCAGGUCCGCACACAGCAGGGUACAGUAAAGCAGCUGUUGGUUUUUACAGAGGCAGAAGGGAACCCCAUCAUGUUGAAUGUGUGUGGCUCGUACCUGGCUGUUGGAACUGAUACGUUUCACGUCAAAGUAUUUGACCUGACACGCAGAGAGGCAAAGCCGAUGUGUAAUGCAAAGAACCUUGCCGAACUGAUUCCUGACCUGGGAGCUCUGAGAUCAGUCAAGUGCAACUCCAGCGGCAACCAACUUAGCAUCUUAAUUACACAGGUAAAUGGGCGUCCAGAUCACAGGGUGUAUUUCUACGAUGUUGAAUUAGACACUCUGUCUCAUUUUGACUUCUUCACUGGUCGACCUCUCAGCGGAAUUUCACCAUCAGACGAUAACCAGAGGACUCUGCAUGAGGAGGCGGAGCUUGCAGGUCGUUAUCCAAUCUCUCAGUUCUGGGAUGAGAGUGAGCCAUGCCUUUUUGCAUGUGAAAUCGCUUUGGUCAACUCAGAGUACCACACUGUCAACCAGUUAAAUGCCAAUGACAAGGUUGAUGUGCUGGUGGUGACAUUUUUUGUGACUCAGGAGCAUGGCCUCCUCCUACAGGACUCUCAGCCCAAACCAACCUCUCUCCAGGGAUUACUCACACUGGAUACACCGUACUACUACUAUACCUGCAAGCCAGGCGAAACCUACACUGAGACUGCUUCAGUCUCGCCAUCUCCCGCUGCAGUUCCCGCCUCCUCCAACAUGGUAGUGCGACGAGCUCUGCGGGACUUUGUUGGAUUGGAGAACUGUGAAAAACAGACCAGAGAUGCCAUGCUGAACUUUAGCUUCUACCUUACCAUCGGGGACAUGGACGAAGCCUUUAGAGCAAUCAAACUCAUCAAGAGUGAGGCUGUGUGGGAGAACAUGGCUCGCAUGUGUGUCAAGACCCGGCGUCUAGAUGUUGCCCGGGUGUGUCUGGGUAACAUGGGUAAUGCUCGGGCAGCCCACGCACUCAGAGAGGCCGAGAAAGAGCCGGAGCUGGAGGCACAAGUUGCAAUGCUGGCUACACAGCUGGGCAUGCUGGACAAUGCUGAAGCUUUGUAUCUUUCCUGUGGAAGGUUUGAUCUUUUAAAUAAGUUUUAUCAGGCACGUGGUGAUUGGCAGAAGGCCAUCGAGACGGCCGAGACUCAUGAUCGCAUCCAUUUGCGCAGCACCUAUUACAGCUAUGCCCAACACCUGGAGAACACUGGGGACAAGAAUUUAGCUCUUACUUAUUACGAGCGCUCUGAUACACACCGGUUCGAGGUUCCCCGCAUGCUGAUGGAGGACAUUGUUUCCCUAGAGAUCUACAUCAACAAGAUGAAGGAUAAAAUCCUGUAUAAGUGGUGGGGUCAUUAUCUGGAGAGCCAGUCAGACAUGGAGUCUGCACUCCGUUAUUAUGACUAUGCUCAGGACUACCUGUCUCAAGUUCGUGUGCACUGCUACCUGGGAAACAUCCAAAAGGCGAGUGAGAUAGCUAAUGAGACGGGCAACAGGGCAGCAUCUUAUCAUGUGGCCCGACAGUACGAGGGUCAGGAUAAGAUCAGCCAGUCUGUGCACUUCUACACCCGAGCACAGGCCUAUAACAAUGCCAUCCGCCUAUGUAAAGAGAACAACAUGGAUGAGCAGCUGAUGAACCUGGCACUGCUCAGCAACCCAGACGACAUGAUGGACACUGCCGCCUAUUACGAGGAAAGAGGAGAGCACAUGGACCGGGCCGUCAUGCUGUAUCACAAAGCUGGCUGUGUAUCUAAAGCUCUGGAGUUGGCGAUCUCUACAGAGCAGCUGGCUGCACUACAGCUGAUUGCAGAGGAGCUGAAUGAGAACAGCGACCCCACCAUGCUUACGCGCUGCUCUGAUUUUUUCAUUGAACACAAACACUACAGCAAAGCUGUACAGCUGCUAGUGGCUGCCAAGAAGUAUCACGAGGCACUGCAGUUGUGUUUGGAUCAAAACCUGACCAUCACAGAGGAGCUGGCCGAGAGCAUGACGAUAUCACGAGGUUCUGCCCACCUGUCAGAGAAGGAACGUAAAGAGCUUCUGGAGCGAAUCGCAGACUGCUGCAUGCGCCAGGGCAACUAUCACCUAGCAACCAAGAAAUAUACACAAGCUGGAAAAAAGACUAAGGCAAUGCGUUCCUUGCUGAAAUCAGGCGAUACAGAGAAGAUCGUUUUCUUUGCUGGCGUCUCUCGGCAGAAGGAGCUCUAUGUGAUGGCAGCCAAUUACCUUCAGUCUCUGGACUGGAGGAAAGACCCAGAGAUCAUGAAGACCAUCAUCAGCUUCUACACGAAAGGUCGUGCUCUAGAUCUGCUCGCUGGAUUCUACGAGGCCUGUGCACAGGUGGAGAUUGAUGAUUAUCAGGACUAUGAAAAAGCUUUCGGUGCUCUCACUGAGGCCUGCAAGUGUCUAACUAAAGCAAAGAGCUGCCAUGGAAACGAGACGGACGAACGACUUGCACAGCUCACACAGCGACUUGCACUUAUGCGGAGAUUCAUACAAGCACGCAGUAUUUAUGAACAGGAUCCAGCAGCCGCUUUGACUGAAUGUGAGUCUCUUUUGGAUGAGAGUGAUCUGGAUCCUGCAGUGCGAGUGGGCGAUGUUUUUGGCUUCAUCAUUGAGCAUCACUGUCAGAAUGGCAGCUAUCAGAAGGCAUGGGCAAAGCUGGAGGAACUACGGCGUGUGUAUCCGUCAGUAAACGUGAGCGCAUAUGUAAAUCAGCGCAGUCUGGAGAAUUUGCAGAAUGCCAUCGGUAUGCGACUCAUACAAACUGAUGCGACACCCUUCAACAGCCACCAUCACACACACACCAAACACACACUCACACACAGCAAUGAAGAGGAUGAGGAGGAGAUAGAGGAGGAUGAACAUAUCAUCGACUGACAAAUCGUAGCUACAGAUGAAUGAGUAUGUGUGUGUGUAUGAUCUGGUUGCCUUAAAUAAGACCACACUCACAGAGCAACAACAAAACCAAAAAAAUGGCAGUCAGGCUGACCUCAGCCAGCAGCAUUGUAUCAUAAUCUUCUGUGAAGUUUUUGAGCUCUAUCAAGCAUCUCAAAAUGCCAGAUAUAGGCACACCACUUCAGCAAGGCGUCUAUAAUGCACCUUGGACCACGAAGCUUACAUCUAGCUGCAUGCUGAAUGCUAACACCUCUAUGCAAAUCUCUACCAAAAAAGCAAUAUAAUAUAUGUCAUUUCAGACAAUAUGAACCCAAUAUAUUUCAUGCUUUGUCUGGUCAACUUUUAUUUCUUAAUGUCCAUUUCUGCCUGCAAGAUUCCAAAAAAAGUUGCGCGAUACCACUUUGUAAUGUUGCCAUUCCUUAUCACAGCACUCCUUAUGGCAACGAGGAUACCAAACUAUGAAGUGUUUCAAGUGUUAUUGUCCCAUCCUUUUUGCAGACAUGCCUUAAUGUGUGCAGUAGUACAGUUUUAAGUACAGUGUUGUCAUUUUCAUUUCAAAAUUCUCCACACAUUCUCUAUUGGGGACAGGUCAGAACUGCAGGCAGGCCAGUCCAGUACCCGUACCCUCUUCUUCUGCAGCCAUGCCUUUGUAAUGUGUGCAGCAUUGUCUUGUUGAAAAAUGCAUGGACGUCCCUGGUAAAAAAAUGUCAUCUUAAGGGCAGCAUAUGUUGCUCUAUAAUCUUAAUUUACUUUUCUGCAUUAAUGCUGCCAUCACAGAAGUGUAAAUGACCUUUGCCAAGGGCACUGACACAGCCCCAUACCAUGACAGACCCUGGCUUUUGGAUUUGUUGCUGAUAACAAUCUGGAUGGUCCUUGGUCUGGAGCACACAGUGUCCAUUUCUUCCAAACAAGAUCAGAAAUACUGAUUCACCCCAUGCAUUCAAGACCAUUAAACCUGAUGCUGCUUCUGGAUAUGAUUUACUUCUUCUUUUUUGCCCAGUUUGCUCAGUAAAGUUUUAAGUGGUAUUUGUGAAUGUAACUCUGUAUUGUAGUGCUUGUAGUAAUUUGCCAAUGUUAUCUUUUGCCCAUGUGGUUAUAUCAGCUAUUGAUGAAUGACGGCUCUUGAUGCAGUGCUGUCUGAUGGAUCAAAGAUCACUGGUGUUCAGCUUAGGCUUGCACCUAUUCCCUUUCACACACUGAAAUUCCUCCAGAUUUCUCAAAUUGUUUAAUGAUAUCAUGCACUGUAGAGGGAGAAAUAUGUAAAUCCCAUCCAGACAUUGUUUUUAAACAUUUCAAUAAAUUUAUUUAGUAUUUGUUCACAAACUGGAGAUUAUCUGCCCAUCUUUGCUCCUCAAAUACUUUUGUGAAUACUGCUUUUGUUCCAAAUGAUUGUAAUUGAAAUCACCAUUAGUUUUUUUUAGCCCUAAAUUGCCCCCGUCCCAACUAUUUUGGAAUAUGUUGCAAGGCUAAAAUGCAGGAAUGGAUGUAUAUUAACAAAUGAAAUGAAGUUGACCAGACAAAACAUAAAAUAUCUUGGGUUCAUACUAUCUGCAAUGGAAUAAAGGUCAACGUAAACGUAAGAAACUCAGUUUUUCCUUCCAGACCCAACAUUUUCUGAUUUGUAUUUAUAAUUGCCAUCACAAAUUUUAAUAGUCACAUUAAUACAUACCUGUAAUUUGUCCAGCAGGCUACACCACCUUGUCAAAAUUUGUUCAUUGAUGUGGUUUAUGGCACAAAUAGUUGAUUGACAUUGACUGAUUUUGUUCUUUUUGUAUGUCUUUGUAAAUUCAAAGGGUCGGCAGUCUGUAGCCCUGCUUUCUACAGUGAUUAGUGUGUUGUUGCCUUUAGGAAUGGAUAGUUUAACUACUGACUGAACAUACAUAAACACUGUGGUUAAAACAUUUGUAUUUUAAUAUAAAUAACAAUGUAAUAUUUUCUAUAUUUUGUAAACAUUUUGUAUUCAAUUACAACAGCCGGAAACAAAUUCCUUGUGUGUGUAAACAUACUUGGCGAAUAAAGCUGAUUCUGAUUCUGA
Trichomycterus rosablanca is the source of this 6552-nucleotide messenger RNA. RefSeq names its product intraflagellar transport 140 homolog (Chlamydomonas) (gene ift140). NCBI's taxonomy places the organism in Eukaryota, Metazoa, Chordata, Actinopteri, Siluriformes, Trichomycteridae. The transcript has 29 exons. Gene Ontology annotation, biological process: intraciliary retrograde transport. The record is from RefSeq and is a predicted model, not a curated record. Gene Ontology annotation, cellular component: ciliary basal body; intraciliary transport particle A; axoneme. Gene Ontology annotation, molecular function: protein binding. The coding region runs from base 108 to 4499 and encodes 1463 amino acids.